Molecule: messenger RNA, 2962 nt
Organism: Maniola jurtina (meadow brown)
Lineage: Eukaryota; Metazoa; Arthropoda; Insecta; Lepidoptera; Nymphalidae
Exons: 2
Coding region: 406-1038 (210 amino acids)
Source: RefSeq, a predicted model, not a curated record
UCACCAGAGUAAGCGUAAUAUCCUAUAAAACGAGACACCAAGACCUCGUAAAUCAACAUCGGGAUUAGCUUUCAAAGUCUUCACAACGCUGAAACAAAUUAAUUCAUCAAUUUACAAAAUGGAUUUCAGUGCUAAGCUCCUCGGUAUCUUUGCGCUUAUCUUUUUAUUUUUUAUCGUUCAAAAUCAAUCUCAGCCGAUAGAAGAGGCGAAUUCUGUAGCGAAUUUUUCAGAUGGUGAAAUGAUGGAAACAGCCGAAUCUCAAAAUCCUUUUCUGCCGCGUUUCGCUAUGAAAAAGUUGAAGGAAAGGCGGGAAAAAGCUCGAGCGCAAAGAAGGAAUUAUUACUAUCCAGCUCAAAGAAGAUACCAACCAGUGCAAAGUCGAGUGCGUUGUUCGCAUUAUAAAAAAUGAAGAGCUACAUAAUUUUAGUGCUAACAGCGGCAGUAGGGUUGGAUUUCGUCGUAGCAAAUUCAGUUGCAAAACAAACAGUUGCUGAUAAGGAUUUGCUAUUGUCUGAAAGUAAUGACUCAAGCACAAAUCACGAAGAAAAGUUUUCAAACAAUAGCGAUAUAGAACAAGAGAAUAUCGAAACAAGUGAAAAUGGUGAGACAAUCGUGGAGGAUAGCCCAAAUGAAGGAACCGUUGAACUUGAUAUCGUAGAAAGUAUAAAGAGUCCAAUAGAUCCAUUUGAUUUUAAAGAAGCUAUCGACAAUCAAGUAGGUUUAAAAGAGGUUUAUAAUAAUAAUCAAUUUAAUCUACAAGAAUAUGUGGAUACCAAUCUUGAAAAUGAAUUUGAAUUAGUAAAGGACGGUGAUUAUUAUUACAACGAUGUAGUUUUUAAGGACCCUAACGAAAUUAUGGAUACGGCCGCGGGAUUCGUGCCCAUUCCUAUAUUUCGUAAAAAACAAAAGCAGGCUCCCCGCAGACGAUAUGCUACUAGAAGGUAUAAUAGAAGACCCUACGCCAGCAGAAGACAAUAUUACUUCUACCCAUAUUACAGAUAUUAUCGACCAAGCUCUCUAAGAUAUUAUUACUAUUAACAUAAUAUUGUUAGUCUAGGUUUUAAUAUAAUAUGUACUUACUUAAUUUGACAAAUAAAAAACAAAUGAAAUAUGGCUUCAAAUACAUUUAUUGCUAAAAACCUUAUACUCGUAUUCGCAUUUUGCAUAAAAUUAUGUAAAUGCUUUAUUAAUUCAUUGAUAUUAUUCAUUUGAUUCAUUCAUUGAAUUUCCGUACUAAUAAUACUUACAUUUUUAUUUACAUACAUUAAUAAAUACCGCAUUAUUUUUUUAUAAUUUCAUUUUAUUAUUUAAAAACAACAGAACACAAAUGAUAGGUAAUUUUAAUAAAUUCUUACAUACAAUUGUAUUUCAUUCAUGGCAGGUUGUAGUUACAUUGCCUAUUUUAAAAGCUGCGUAUCCACUAUGUUCGCACAUAACCGUGCUGUGCAUCUGCAAAGUUGUUCCAAUAUUGAGCAUCUAUAGAUUUAAGGGGCCUAAGACGGGUCUGGCCGCGAAAUUCAAAUUUAAUUUGGUUUUUCGCAACUAAUACAACAAAGUAGGCUUAUGGCACUUUAAUUGCGCCAAUGGCAGUAUCAUCCUCACAGGUUUAUAUAAAAAUCUUUACUUGAAAGGGUCCAGCUUAAGAAAUUAGCUAUAGUAUCAACUAAUUUGUGAGUAACUCAUUAUUUUGACUAAUUUCUUAUACUGAACACUUUCAAUUAUGUAACCCUGUGAAGAUGAUACUGCCAUUGUCGGAAUUAGAACGCCAUAAGCCUACUUUGUCGUAUUAAUUUACAAAUUGCGAAAAACCAAAUUAAAGAAUUUCGCGGGCAGACCCGUCAUAUGCACCUUAACUGAGUAGGCUCCUGCCGGGUAGUGGAGGGGUGCGGGAGGGGUGACAGUUGUCACAAGUUGAGGAAUCACUGAGCUCACGCGUCACGCCACCAUACCCCUCCCGCACCGCUCCACUACCGCAGGAAGCUACUCAUCUAUCCGUUAUACCUAUAGUAAGUAUCUACAAGUUUGCAUAAUUCGACAACGUUAAUAAAUUUCGCAUAUCGAAACACUAAGGUGACCUAGAGCUUUUGUUAAUACUUGUUGUAGUGGAUGUUAAUUUGAUUUAUAGUUAUCACCUUUAAGUUUGUGUUUUAUAUCUUUGUUAUUAUUAGCUGAAGCUAAUCGAACUUCUGAUUUUUCUCGAACCAAUCUGAUUAAUUAUUUAUUAUUAUUUAUUGAUAUAUUAUAGAGCACGUCCUGAUAAUGUUAUCAUGUUAUCUUUUAAUAGUGUGAUUGGUUUGUUAAACACAUUUUCGCUUCGCUGGAUAGGAGCCCCUAUAUGAUGGAUAGAUUCUCUAAAGUACUUUUUAUUUGAAAUCUAUUAAUGUAGUCUACCAACAAUCUCCCACUUUAGGUCAAUAGUUAGUAUUACAUGUGCGCUUUUGGAAUAUAAAAUUCGUAACCAGUCGAUUGAGUUUGCUGUCGUCAUGACCGCGUCUCAGGUUGCAAUCUAUAGAGCGCACCUUGAUUUUGCUUUGCUGAGACGUUAAAACGAGACAGAUUGAUGCCAGCGGUAUAACUCUGUCUCGUUUUAACAGUGUCUAAGUCUGAGCAAAGUCAAAGUGCGCUCUAUAGAUUUGUCUCAGAGCAUUUGACGAUGCACAGAUCACAGUUGGUCCGCGAACAUAAUGCAUAUGUGCUUAUGAACGUAACACAAGCACGUACUUAAAAUAGAUGCUACGUAUAAACAUAAUUAUUAUUUGUAUAAAUAUAGACGAUAGCGUAUAAAACAAAGCUUAAACAUGUAUAAAUAAGUUAAAAUUAGUGUAAAGAAUAUAUUAUUAUUAUGUCAUACGCAACACUUCACCGUCGUAAUUAUUUAGCUUAGAUAUAUACUUUACAAACGUCGAUAGAAAUGCUAUUUGACUUAGGUAAUCAUUAAAUGUUGGAUUUUAAUUGAAGAAAA